This is a messenger RNA of Prunus armeniaca (apricot), 285 nucleotides long. The record is from the annotation of a GenBank genome assembly. Lineage: Eukaryota; Viridiplantae; Streptophyta; Magnoliopsida; Rosales; Rosaceae.
AUGGCAAGGGGCACGAGUUGGGAGAAAGGGAACGGGUAUGAGGCUGGGUUCUGUGGGAGUGGGGUAGAAAAAACCAGAGGGAGGGGGCAAUGGGUCUUGAUGGGGAAAGAAUGGAGCAAAGAAGAAAUCGGGGAGGUGAAAGAAAUCAGUGGGGUUAGGGGGAAAGGGGGCCACGGUGAGUUUUUAUGUUCUACUCAGGGAGAGUGGGUUGUCAAGGGAGGGGGCGAUAGGUUUCUGGGUUCUGUGCAGGGAGGGGGUGGAUUGAGGGUUGCGGGGGAGGAAUAG